Anguilla rostrata (American eel) is the source of this 1582-nucleotide messenger RNA. Its product is annotated as aminoacyl tRNA synthase complex-interacting multifunctional protein 1-like. The transcript has 7 exons. Gene Ontology annotation, molecular function: tRNA binding. Lineage: Eukaryota; Metazoa; Chordata; Actinopteri; Anguilliformes; Anguillidae. The record is from RefSeq and is a predicted model, not a curated record. The coding region runs from base 175 to 1098 and encodes 307 amino acids.
ACGUGUGCCGCCAGGCUCAGGGUGCAGGAAUUCCAGCAAUGCGAGCGGAGCGAGUGGGCAGCCGGGACGAGCGUGGGACCAGCCUCAGUCUUCCCGCUGCCUUCCAGCCUGGUGGAGCUCCCUCGCCCAGCCGAUACCUCCGCAGACAGGUUCCUGGCUCCCUCUAUCAUAACUAUGUCAGGCCGCACUCCACCUCUGACUAAAAUGGACCAAAAGACAGGCGAAUCGGAUCAGAUAAUGGAAUACUUCAAACAGCAGGUGCAGCUGCUGAAAGAGAAAGCAAUGCUACAGGCCUCAGUCCGAGAGGAGAAGAAACUGCUGGUGGAAAACGCCAAACUGAAAAAGGACAUCGAGGAUCUUAAAAAAGUACUGCAGGAGAAGCAAAAGAGGAGAACAGCACGACAAGCAACCCCUGCCCAGAACGCCCCCAAAUCCACCGCUCCGGAGUGUGGUACCCCGACGGCCCAGGCUGUGCCCGCUAGCUCCACCCCCUCCGCCGUGGACAAGAACCCGCAGAAGAACGAGGGAAGACGGAGGAGAGCAGAAAGGAAGGGAGAGAGGAGGGAGAAGAGGCUGGACUCGGCGGCUCUAGACCAGGAGCCGAAGGUGGACGUGUCCCGGCUGGACCUCCGGGUGGGGCGCAUCGUAACGGCCCGGAAGCAUCCGGACGCCGACUCGCUGUUCGUGGAGGAGGUGGACGUGGGGGAGGCCGCGUACAGGACGGUGGUCAGCGGCCUUGUGAAGGACACCCCUCUGGAGCAGCUGCAGAACCGGAUGGUGGUGCUCCUGUGCAACCUGAGGCCCUCCAAGAUGCGGGGGGUGCUGUCCCAGGCCAUGGUGAUGUGUGCCACGUCCCAGCAGAGGGUGGAGAUCCUGGACCCCCCCAGCGGUGCUGUGCCCGGUGACAGGGUCACUUUCCAGAGCUUCCCUGGAGAGCCGGACAAGGAGCUGAAUCCCAAGCAGAGGGUGUGGGAGCGUGUGCAGGCGGACCUACGCACCGACGGAAAGUGCGUCGCCACCUACCAGGGGGCCGCGUUCGAAGUGCGAGGCAAAGGACUCUGCAAGUCCCAGACCAUGAGCCACUGCGAGAUCAAGUAAAAUCAUCACAAUCAUCUGCGUUUAGCCUGGGCUACGUUUCCCAGAAUCAGCAUAAAAUCAUCACAAUCAUCUGCGUUCAGCCUGGACUACGUUUCCCAAAACCAACACGGCUCCAAGAUCAUCAUAAGAGUUCUCAUAAGACACAUAACUCAUAUUUCAGCGGUUUCCAAAAACUAACCCUGCACUCAAAAAAACUGUCAAAACUGAAAGACCGCCAAUACUGUAGUUUGAACCAACUGACGCCAAUAAAUAUAAAUGUCUUGUUUUUUUCCCCUCGAUAGUGUUUAGGCGUUAUUUCCAUUUCUGUCACCUUUUACAGGGUUACAUUUGAUUGGUCCUUUAUUUUAAUAAUACAAUGUCAUCAUGUGGAUGGAUGUAUUAUAGCAGUCAUAAAGAUUUACGCCAGAAAUCUUUCCAUGUAUUUGUUGCUCAAAAUUAUGGUCAAAAUAAAAUUACAUUUUUAGCACUGUGCUUUCUUCACUCA